AUGCAUGAAAUGAUUAAAGCCGAGCCGUUUUCGGAAGAAAUUCUGGAGAAGGCUGCAGAGUUAAGAAAAAUCUUCGAUAUUCCUGCAGCUCUUGACUCUCCAUUCUUCAUUGCAAGAUUUCUGAGCGCCAAUAAUGGCAAUGUGGAUGUCGCCAAAGAAAGAUUAUUGGAGUACUUGAUUCAUCGUAGUUGCUUACGCUACGGGGAAUACGAUCAGUUGGGUAUAUUCAAUGAGAUUCCUAUCGGGAAAGAAACUUUCGAGCGUUUCAACAUCUCUUUGGUCGAACAGAAUCUUGUUUCUAAUAAUGUUCACGUGUUCGUUCAAAAGUUGGAGGGAACAGACCUCAAUCAGAUUAUAAAAGUUUUACCUCUGUCACAUGUUAUUCACUCUUACUUCCUCCUUCAAGAUGUCUUCGGACGAGUUGUCGCAAACACUGAAAAAAAAACUGGAAAACCAUCAUCUGUUGUAUGUAUUUUGGAUUUGCAGGGCUUGAACAUUUCCGAGUUCAUCAACCCGCUAUCACCGCAAGUAAAACUUGCUAAAACUGUCGUGAAAGUUUGGGCAGAUUAUUUUAGUGAAAACAUGUGUAAAAUUCUUAUUAUUAAUCCACCUGGAAUAGUGUCCCUCAUGUGGAAAAUCACAAAGUUCAUUAUGGAUCCCCGUACUCUCUCCAGAAUCUCCUUCUUGAACUCACCAGAAGAUUUAAAGCUUUAUCUUGAACCACAGGUUAUCCCACAACAAUACGGGGGAACAUGGGUUGAUAAUAGCGGUUACUCAAAACCAGCUGAAGGAUGUUGCCGAGAACCUCUUGCCGUUCUUCCCGCACAUUUGAAACAAUCCGAUUACAUUUGGAGAGAUAAUGGAUAUGUACAGCCACCUGCCAGUAAAUCUUUGAACGUGAAAGGCAGGGAAACCCUUGAAAUAAUAAAGAAGAGCGCAUCUCCAGGAAAACUGUUGUGGAGUUUCACUUCUAGUGGCGACAUCAAUUUUGAAAUUCUUAAAAGAGAAAGUGGAAAAGAAAAGCACGUGUGGCCCAAAAUCACCAUAGCGUCAUUGAAGUUACCUGAAUCAGGAUCAGUAGAUGUAGACGAGGGAGAAUAUAUUAUUCGUUUCACCAACCCAGGAUCAACCUGGUUCCCAGUGAAAAUCCACUGUUCUUCCGAUAUCAAGCCAGAAUAA
Auanema sp. JU1783 is the source of this 1179-nucleotide messenger RNA. The record is from the annotation of a GenBank genome assembly. Lineage: Eukaryota; Metazoa; Nematoda; Chromadorea; Rhabditida; Rhabditidae.